Molecule: messenger RNA, 1592 nt
Organism: Scleropages formosus (Asian bonytongue)
Lineage: Eukaryota; Metazoa; Chordata; Actinopteri; Osteoglossiformes; Osteoglossidae
Product: ras association domain-containing protein 9-like
Exons: 2
Coding region: 60-1322 (420 amino acids)
Biological process (GO): signal transduction
Source: RefSeq, a predicted model, not a curated record
CAAGGUGCGGAGCGGCUCCGCUAUGCGCUGAGUUCGAGGCCCGGCACCGCACGGUCAGCAUGGCGCCCCUGGGCAGGAGCCUCUUACGGGCGCGUUUGAAACACAGAUCCAAGGACUGCAAGGCUCCGCCGGCUGGGAAUGAGGUGCCAGUGUGGGUGUGCGAGGAGGAAAAGGCGGUGUGUGGCGUCACCAAGCGCACAACCUGUGAGGAUGUGGUGCAGGCCUUGCUGGAGGACCACAGGAGCGGCCCGGAGGACGGGAGGGUCCUAGAGGGUGAGCCCGAUGACUACUGCCUGCUGGAGCGAUGGAAGGGGUUUGAGCGAGCGCUGCCUCCGCUCGCGCGUAUCCUCCGGCUCUGGGAGGCCUGGGGUAACGAGCAGCCCCAUGUGAGAUUUGUCCUCGUGAGCUCCGGUGGGCUGGCAGCACAGGCAGCCUACCACGGGGGGCCCUCGGUGGUGCCGAAGCAGUGGGACCGGGGGCCGGCGCAGUACAUCAAGUCCCUGCCCGAGGAGCGGCGGAGGCGGGCAGUUCAGAAAGCCUUCCGAAAGCUGGAGAGGAUCCGGAGGGAGCGGAGGCCGCCGAGGAGACACAGGAUUGAUAGGAUGGUCCAGCUGAUCAUUGCUCAGGACCACACGAUCCAGCAGCAGAUAGACAGGAUGAGGGAGCUCGAUCUGGAGAUCGAGCAAAUGGAGCAACAGCUGCAGCUUGAGCACAAAUAUUCCAGAGCGGAAUGGGAGGGCGCUGUUUGCGGUGGCUUUGCCGAAGAGGCUGUUGGCCCCUCGCAGGAAUCUCUCGUGGAAGAGUACCUCUGCGCUUCUGGUAGACUCAACCAGCUGGACCUGCAGAUAGAAACGCAGCGGGACCUGGUUGAGAAGCUCACGCGCGACAUCGAUGCGGAGAUAAAGCAGGUGUGUCGAGCAGAAGGUCAGGGGCCGCAGGGGGUUUUGGCAAACGCGGGUCCGGGCCUCGAGGGUCCCCAAGAAGCGGCCGAGCUGGGCAGGGCGAUGUGUGAUUUGGAGCGCUGCAUUCGCUACGGCCUGGCUCUGCAGGCGCAGGUGGCGGAGCUGCAGGGGGAGCUGCAGCGCAGUGAGGCAGCUCUGCACUGGGGGCACCAGGAGUGUGAGCGCCUGGCAGCGCAGCUGAGCGCCUUGCAGGUGGACAACGGGGUGGAGCCAGCGGGGGCAGAGGGCGGGCCUGGACGUAGCCAGGCUACCACGGAACUGACGGACACGGAUUCCGACACUGGAAUAAGCUCCACCCACAGCCAGGACUCGCUGUCCCCCUGCAGAGACGUCCCACCACCUCGGGACACUGAUCUGUAGAAAUACACACAGUGGUGUUAAGAGAAUGGUUUGCGCGUCUUGCCACAGGUGCCAUUACACGUGUGAUACAAAUCAGUGGUAUUAGGGACUGUAACACAUUAGAUUGCAUAAUAUACGUGUAAUAAUAAUGGAUUCGAAGACCUCGACAAGGACACAUUGCAUUCACAGGAAUCAGUUAUGUUUACUAGAUUAAAAUCCAUAUACUUCAUUCCAGUCUUUUCAUUGUACAUUUACAUUCAUUCAUGUAGCUGAUGCUUUUCUCCCAAGUGA